UAUAAACCAUGAUUUUAUUUACAACGAUAAUUCUGAAUAGCUUAUUUACUUUGAGGCUGAAAACAACCUGUUUAACUGCAGCUUUACUUAAGAAAAAGCCAAUGAACAUACAUAAUUACUUCUAAAAAUGUAUUGUUAUUUUCUCUUAGAGGGCAAAGCAGAGAAAUUUUCAGUGGGUCUUUUGGAGCUUCCUUUUCGGGUUGGAGUACCUUUUAAUAUUCCUUUGGAAUUGCAGGAUGAGUUUGGUCAUGCAACGCAGUUGACAAAUGACAUUAAACCAAUUCUUGAAGCUAGUGGAUUGACUUUGCAAUAUGAAGAGUUAACUGCAGGAGCAAAUUGCAUCAUUAAGGGUGUCACUGCUAAAGGCUGUGUAAAUAGUUGCCAGGGCAAGAACUUUAAUCUGAAGAUUACUCUUCCUGGAUUGAAAGAAGACACACAGAUUUUUAAAAUAAGAUUGCAGCCUGGCCCUCCAUAUCAAUUGAAAGUAAAACCAGAUUCUGAAAUUCUUAAGAUUGAAAAUGGUACAGCCUUCCCCUUUCAGGUUGAAGUGUUGGAUGAAUCAGGCAAUAUAACAGCACAGCCAAAACUGAUAGUUCACUGCAAGUUUUUAGGUGCUUCAAACCUACCUGUGUAUUCUGUGGACUGCAGUAAUGCAGGAACAAACAUUUUAACUGGUCCAGUCAUACACGUACUGAAUAUAAAGAAAGACCAGAUGCUCAAAGCAAGAAUUGAAAUACCUAGUUGUAAAGAUGUGCCACCAGUGGAAAAGAUGAUUAAACUUCUUCCAAGCAGUCAUGUUGCAAGACUGCAGGUCUUAAGUAUGAAUGGACAAAAAGCUAUUCAAAUUAAACAUCAGGAUGAAAUCAACUGGAUUGCUGGAGAUAUCAUGCACAACCUUAUAUUUCAGAUGUAUGAUGAGGGAGAAAGGGAGAUACAUAUAACUUCAGCUAUGGCAGAAAAAAUUAAGGUUAACUGGACACCCAAAAUUAACAGAGAACAGUUGAUGCAGGGAUUGUUACCUGAUGUGAAAGUACCAACAUCAGUGAAAGAUGUACGAUACUGUCUAAUAAGUUAUCUUGAUGACCAUGUGUCUUUGGAGAGUGCGUUUACAAUCAGGCCACUUCCUGAUGAACCCAAACACAUUAAAUGCAAAUUAGAAGGAUCAAACACAGUACAGUUGGGGGAAGAUCUACAGGGUGAAAUUGAUGUAAUGAUCACGGAUCAGUAUGGAAAUCAGGUUCAAACAGUGACAUCUGCAUGCACAGGUUACCUAGGAGUUGCAGGGCCUGGACUUGAUAAAUCAAAUUUGCAAAUAACUUGGCAGGAAAGUACAUUUACAAUGAGAGUCAAAGGCAUUCGAUUUAAACCUUGUGCACUUGGAAGCAAGGAACUGUGCUUUGCUUGGCGUGAAUUUUCUGAUUUUCUCAGAGUAAAUUUAACUGCAGGAUCACCUGCUAAAUUGCAAAUUAUGGAUUGGCCAGAGUUAGAAAAGCCUGUUGCAGUGAUUAAUGGUAGAGAAUUGCUGAAGCCCCUUGUUGUUCAACUGUGUGAUGAGUGGGGAAAUCCAUCCCCUGAACCUAAUGUCAAAAUCAGCCUUACAAAGAGUAGCAACCUAAAGAUUGUUCCUUCAAACCACCAACAUAGAACAGAUGACAAUGGUAGGGCUAACCUGGGAGUUAUUAGUAUUCAUGCACCUAGGGGAGAGCACACUUUACAGCUUAGAGCUUUGUACAACAAGAUUGCAUUAGAGUGUCCUGUUAUUACAUUUAAUGUCCUUCCUGAUCCUGACAAGCCUAUCCGCUUGAAUGUUAAAUAUGACAAAAAUGCUUCUUUUCCAGCAGGAGGCACCUUUCCAGAUUUUAUGGUUAGUGUUCUUUCUGAAGAUGACAAUAUUAUCAGAAAUAUUAGUCCAGCACGUAUUUCUAUGAAAAUGUGGAAAGGACAGGGCAGCGGAAAUAGGAUACCAACUGAUGUUACAGCAUUUAGCUGUAGUAAAAUAAAGGAUGACAAGGAAGAUGGCUUCUUUUAUUUCAGGGAUAAAGUGAUUCCAGAGAGAGUGGGCACUUACAGUAUCCAGUUUACUUUUGCAAUGGAUAAGACAAACAUGCUCAACAGUGACCAGAUUAUAGUUGAAGUUGUACCUAAUGACCCAGUCCGCUUGUUACCUGAUUCUUUACCAGCUACUCCAGCAGUUUCCAAUGUGCGAGCAAUCACUAGCCGUACUCUGGUCAAGGAUUUACACCUCCACAUAAUGGAUGAAUACAACAAUCAUACUGGAGCUGACUUAAUUGGAAGAGUAAUAGCAAAAAUUAAGAGCCCCAAUGAAGAUGAUACAGAGAUCCCACAGUUUCAGGGGAAGAUCAGUACAAUUGAGUUCCCAUUUGACAGAGGAUCAGCUGAAAUUAACCUAGUGCUGGCUGAAAACAGUCCUGGAAGAGAUAGUACUGAAUAUAUUCUUGUAUUUGAGCCAGAUCUGCCAGCUUUGAAAAAACCUUUGGAACCGUACCGUCUGUCAUUUAUGUUUUAUAAUGAUUUCAAGAAGCAGCAACAGAUGGCAACACUUACAAGGGAGAGAGACCAAUUAUCUCAGUCCAUAGGCGUUUAUAGAAAUUGGUUUGAUACUACUAAUCAGCUUGUAAAUGAAAUGAGAUGUCAGGUUAAAGAAGCUGAAACAAGAGAAAUUCACCUGAGGAAUGAACUGAGGAAACACCAAAUUGAAUUACCACAGACAAACACACUUCAGUUUGUGGAUUCUCUUAUAAAACAAAAGAUGUUGGAUCAAGAUGGACUAAUGAAACAGCCAAGGAGGACUUGUACCCUCCCAAACUAUCCAAAAGGCAACCAAGAUAUUUUAGGGAAGAUUGCACAUUUAGCACAAAUUGAGGAUAACGAAGCAGCAAAAGUUAUCUCUUGGCAUCUCGCCAGUGACAUGGACUGUGUAGUCACAUUGACUACUGAAGCUGCUCGUUCUAUUUUUGAUGAAACGCAAGGUCGACAGCAAGUGUUACCUCUUGAUUCUAUUUACAAGACACUCCCUGAUUGGAACAGGCCUUUACCUCACUUAAGAAAUGGAAAAAUCUGCUUCAGACCUGUAGGAAAUCCUGUAUUUGCCAGAGAUCUGUUAACAUUUCCAGAUAAUGUAGAGCAUUGUCAAACAGUGUUUGGGAUGCUUUUGGGUGACACUAUCAUCAUAGAUAACUUGGAUGCUGCAAACCAUUACAGAAAAGAGGUAGUAAAAAUUACACCUUGCCCUACAUUGCUGACUAGGGAAGGAGACAGGAUUCGCAGCAAUGGAAAAUUUGGAGGCCUUCAGAACAAAGCUCCUCCAAUGGACAAACUGAGAGGAAUGGUAUUUGGAGCACCUGUGCCAAAACUGUACUCUGCUUUCACUGGGCAGAUAGAUCUUCUACAGCAGUAUCGUGCAGCAGUUGUGAAACUUGAUGAUGUGAAUAAAGACCUUAAUUUACAUUUGAGAUCGCUUAACACUCCAGAAAUGCUGAAGAAAAAACAAGAGCUUGCCGAACAAGAGAAAAGCCUCAUGCUUAUUGAACAAAAAUUGGGUAUGACUCCUUCAGAUAAAGUCUCUGAAUUGUUACUUCAGCCUGUAAUCCUUGAUAUGCCUGACACCCCCAUCCCUCCCAAAAGAAUGAGAAAAGAAACUGUAAAAAAAUUGUAUAGCUCAGAAGAAUGGGUUUCCUCUGCUGCUAAGAAGCAGCUACAGCAACAGCAACCUCUGCAAAUACCACCUUCAGAAUUUAAUGGAACUGCACGAAAGAGAAAGGCAUAGACUGAUGACUCUUGCUGGAAACAUCUAUAUAUCGAAAAUGUGAAUAAGUGCAGUUAAGGGAGAUAUUCAUGUUGUAUUACGUAUUACUAUGAAGAUUUUUAUACUGAUAAAAGAUAUAAAUGUAUUUCAGUUAGUAGUAAGAAAAAUUUAAGUGUUUAACAUUGAUAGCCCAAUUUUUGUAUAGUUAAUUUUCAUUUCCAAAAGUUUUCAGAGUUCUUAUGUUCAUGUGUGGAAAAAGAAAUUUAAGAUAUAUCGUUUUUUAUUUAUGAAAAAAGUUCAAACUUUUCAAUAAAAUUCCUGCAAUACAACACACUGUUAAUGUAAUUGAUUGUAAUAACUGAGUCAGCAGACUGAAACUUUUUGUUUAGAAAGACAGGCUGUCUUGGGGAAGAGAACUUUCAAGGCUGCUCUUCUUUGAUUGAUGGAUUGUCAAGGAAUUGUAAAUCAAUUAACAGGAGGGGGUUGGAGACUCAAUAUAAUGAAAUCUAACCACAGCCAUUUGUAGUUUUCAAGAUAGUUAACAAAAAGCCAUUAUUUAAGGUGACGUCCAAUAUGUUGACAUAGAAAUUUAUAACUCCCUCAGAAAUUUCUCCUUAAUGGAGAAAGAAAGUAAUAACUUAUGAGUAUGAAAAGCUUAACAGCUUAACUAGGAAGCUGUUCUAUGGACAAGGAAAGUUGCAAAGGAUUACAUUUCAUGGGUGCAGUUCAAAUGUAUUAUUGUCCCAGUGCUAACCUCUUAAUAUCUCUAUUUCAGCAACACUCACAGAACAGCCUUACUGCUAAGCAGAUAAAAAUUGGUCCAUGAUACCAAAAGUGUAACUGGGACAUAAGGAUUUCAGUAGGAAAUGAUGAGAUCACAAAGGGAAAAAGAAAGAUGAUUAGUCUGUGUAUGCAUUUUAAGAGUUAAAAACUAAAACAGGAGGUAGAAUAAUCAUGAGGAAAGUGUAAAUAUCUGAACAGAAUUUUGUUUUGUAAGGAUUUCUCUAGUUUUAAAACAUACAUCAGUAGAUUUUGUUGACUUCCUUAAAUGCCUAAAGCAAAUUAAAUUUUUUUGAGGUUUAAAAAAUAGUCUUAAAAUACUAGAGAAAAUAUUCCAACAGGUACAUGUGACCACAAAAAAGUGAGAGGGAGAAUUGAAGGUAAAC
Meleagris gallopavo (turkey) is the source of this 4932-nucleotide messenger RNA. The record is from RefSeq and is a predicted model, not a curated record. NCBI's taxonomy places the organism in Eukaryota, Metazoa, Chordata, Aves, Galliformes, Phasianidae.